AUGACUAAACCCUCUGAUAACCCUGGUACUCCCCCACCAAACUCAUCAUCUUCAACCACUCCUCAGCCUAAGAAAAAAAGAGUUAAGAUGUUUGCUCGCAAGAAAGUUGCUGGGAAGGAAUUAUCAAAGAAAUUGAAUGCACAAUUAAAAGCUAGUCAAGCCCAAGAACCUAAGAACUCUGACGACUCCUUCAAUUCUACUACUAGGGGGGAAGAAACUGGGUUUACUUUGGUUAGAUCUGUGGUGGAUGUAGAAACUCCGGAGUCCAGAAAGAUAGGUGGUAAAAAUAAAGAGGAAAAAGAAAAAGAUAGUGAGGGUGUUCGAAGUGAAGAAAGGGGAAUGGGAAAAAGAGUGGUUGAUUCUUCACCCACUUCUAAUAAAGGUAAGAUGGCUAUUUGUAGAGCAGAACCAGAUAAAGUUGAGGAAAUUGUCAAGAAAACAGGGGAAAGUGGGUCUGGCGAAGCCAUUGAAGGGCUAGUUAACCUUGGGCAAAAAGUAGAUGAACCUGGUUCAUCAGUUAAAGAAACCCUCACAAACUUAUUGACAAAAGUAGGUGACAGCUACAACCCCAAGAAGAAGAGAAAAUCCAUGGUUAAGACCCCUGGCACUGCUAGGGAUAACAACAAAAUGAAGGUUACUCCCUUUGACUCUAUUGAGAUUCCUCCCACAAGAGGAAGAGCCACAAGAUGUCAACUAAAGAAGAAUAAGGAAGUGAUGCAGAAAGCAUCAGAAGAAGGCAAAAAGAAACGGCUGGACAAAGGGAUGAAGAAAGUGGGAGAGCCUGUUGAGGCUGUUGAUGUGGAUGAGAUGGACCUGGUCCAUCAAGAUGAAGAUGUAAAUACUGAAGUGGGGUUUCAGACUCCCAAUCCCAAGAAAGCUAAGACUUCAUCUAAGAAGUCUACUCCUAUGCCAAAGUUUGUUGACCCAUCCACCCGGGUAAAAAAGACCAGGUCUAUAGUGAAACCCAAACAAGUAAAAAUUGCUGAAGAAGAGGAAUGGAGUGGAGAAGAGGAAGAUGAAUUAGACAUUGAAAAGGACAAGAUGGCCAAAUUUGGCAAAAGAACUAUUCUGAAGAGUAGAAUCCCGAAGGAUUUGGAGGAGGAAGGAAUGGUGCUACUAUUGAAAAAAUUAGAAGUGCAAAGCUGGAAGGACAUAGUCUUUCAGAUGGAUGGCAGGUUGGCUAGGGAUGAAAUAGUUUAG
Molecule: messenger RNA, 1200 nt
Organism: Nicotiana tabacum (common tobacco)
Lineage: Eukaryota; Viridiplantae; Streptophyta; Magnoliopsida; Solanales; Solanaceae
Source: RefSeq, a predicted model, not a curated record